AUUCAAUUUCGUAGCAAAGCUUUUGCUAUAAGAAAUCAAUACUUUCUAUCAAUAUGUUCAAUUUCAUCUAUGCGUUAUUUUAGUCGCCACAAUAUUUCACACGUUUCAAACGCCUGCAUUUCACCGAACAAAUAUUGCCAUUUCAAACAUACGAAUACCAUCUACAUCUCUUAUAGACAUAUGCAAAUAUGUGCAUAAUAAUAUUUAUAAAAGAAACAGAUGGAAUGUACGGAAGAAAUAUUGUAUUCACUCGGGUCAGUUUCCACGAACGAUAUUUUCCAUAUGAUCGCGUUUCAUGUAAAACUGUAACUGAUGUAGCGAUGAAAACUGUCGCUUAAAGCCAUCACUGCAUCCCUGUUCGGCUCGCAAAAAAUCGCAUGACCGAUGACUUCAGUGUCGAUCGGAACACGAUGAUCGUAACAUGAAAUUCAACGAACUCGAAAGAAGCGAAAGAGUAAAUUUUGUUAGCGAGGGGCAUGUUUAUACCGCGGUGCAGGAAUGUUCAACCGGUCGAAAUUCGCGCGAUGCUGGACGGACUUCCCCUACGUCCAAUGCAGACCUAUAUCGAAAGAGAUAACCGUACCCACGAAAUAUGACUUAUAUCGUCUCGAAACCGGGCCAUCACUGAAAGCAACAAUGAACGACGAGGAAGCUAUGUACGCUCUUAAAACGAUGAUGUACAUCCGACGAAUGGAAAAUAAGUCAGCGGAAUUGUACAGAUUACGCUUGAUCAACGGCUUCCUUCAUUUAUAUUCCGGUCAGGAAGCAGUGUCUGUCGGUAUAAAGUUAGCGAUGGAAAACCACGACAGUCUCAUCACAGCCUACCGUUGCCACGGUUUCGCCGUAGUUUUCGGAUCCUCAGCGCGGGAAAUAUUCGCCGAACUAAUGGGUCGGAAGACCGGAGUGUCACAAGGGAAAGGUGGCUCUAUGCACAUGUACGCGAAGCAAUUCUACGGCGGUGACGGUAUCGUCGGUGGUCAGGUGCCGAUCGGUACCGGACUGGCGUUCGCACAUAAAUACAACGGCAUCGGAGCAGUGUCAUGGACGUUGUACGGUGACGGUGCUGCGUCCCAGGGUCAGGUUCACGAAUCGUUCAACAUGUCAAUGUUGUGGAAUUUACCGGUGGUGUACAUUUGCGAGAACAAUCUGUAUGGAAUGGGUACGGCGGUGCACAGACAUUCUGCGAACACGAAACUUUAUACUAGGGGAGAUUUGAUCCCUGGAAUAAAGGUAGACGGCAUGAAAGUAUUGGACGUCCGCGAAGCAAUGAAGUUCGCGAGAGACCAUGCUCUGCGAAAGGGUCCAAUACUUUUGGAAGUGGUCACAUAUAGGUACUUUGGGCACAGCAUGAGCGAUCCUGGUACAUCAUAUCGUACCAGAGAGGAAGUGAAAAGCAUGAGAGACGAACGCGACCCUAUCAAGUUGCUUUCUCAGUUGAUGAUAGAAAACGGCUUGAAAACUGACGCGGAAAUUCAACAAUUACAAAGUAGCGUGAACAAGGCUGUGGACGCGGAAAUGGAGCAAGCGAAAGCAGAUCCUCCGCCGGCGAUGUCGGAAAUCGUGACGGAUGUUUACGCGAAGCCACUGGAGACACUUCGCGGGAAAUCGCCGUGGGAAUAUAGUUAAAUCCAUCGAAUAUUCCAAGUUUCGUUUCGAGUCUUUGAUGUGAACGAGAAAUAAAUGUCUUGUAACCGAAGCGCAUUUCACUCUCCGAAUUUCUGGUUCGUGAGCUAAACUCGAUGGCACGGACGGCUGUUUGUUUCUCGUUCUUACUCCGUCAAUUGGAAUGAU
Molecule: messenger RNA, 1791 nt
Organism: Megachile rotundata (alfalfa leafcutting bee)
Lineage: Eukaryota; Metazoa; Arthropoda; Insecta; Hymenoptera; Megachilidae
Product: pyruvate dehydrogenase E1 component subunit alpha, mitochondrial
Biological process (GO): pyruvate decarboxylation to acetyl-CoA
Cellular component (GO): intracellular membrane-bounded organelle
Molecular function (GO): pyruvate dehydrogenase (acetyl-transferring) activity
Source: RefSeq, a predicted model, not a curated record